AUGGGCUUAUAUUUCAAGUGGCCAUUAGGGGCCCCUAUGCUGGCAGCAAUAUAUGCAAUGAGUAUGAUUUUAAAAAUGCUGCCUGCCCUGGGUAUGGCGUGUCCACCCAAAUGCCGCUGCGAGAAGCUGCUCUUCUACUGCGACUCUCAGGGCUUCCACUCAGUGCCAAACGCCACAGACAAGGGCUCCCUGGGCCUGUCCCUGAGGCACAAUCACAUCACAGAGCUCGAAAGAGAUCAAUUUGCCAGCUUCAGUCAACUUACCUGGCUCCACUUAGACCACAAUCAAAUUUCAACAGUAAAAGAAGAUGCUUUUCAAGGACUAUAUAAACUUAAAGAAUUAAUCUUAAGUUCCAACAAAAUAUUUUACUUGCCAAACACAACUUUUACCCAACUGAUUAACCUGCAAAAUUUGGACCUGUCUUUUAAUCAGCUGUCAUCUCUGCACCCAGAGCUCUUCUAUGGCCUUCGGAAGUUGCAGACUUUGCAUUUACGUUCCAACUCCCUGCGGACUAUCCCAGUACGCCUGUUCUGGGACUGUCGUAGUCUCGAGUUUCUGGAUUUGAGCACAAACCGUUUGCGAAGUUUGGCCCGCAAUGGAUUUGCAGGAUUAAUCAAACUGAGAGAGCUUCACCUGGAGCACAACCAGCUGACCAAGAUUAAUUUUGCUCAUUUCCUGCGGCUAAGCAGUCUGCACACGCUCUUCUUACAGUGGAACAAAAUCAGCAACUUGACGUGUGGGAUGGAGUGGACCUGGGGCACUUUAGAAAAGCUGGACCUGACUGGAAAUGAAAUCAAAGCCAUUGACUUGACAGUGUUUGAAACGAUGCCUAAUCUUAAAAUACUCCUCAUGGAUAACAACAAGUUAAACAGCCUUGAUUCCAAGAUCUUAAACUCCCUCAAGUCCCUCACCAUCGUUGGCCUCUCUGGCAAUCUGUGGGAAUGCAGCCCCCGAAUAUGCGCUCUGGCCUCCUGGCUGGGCAGCUUCCAAGGUCGGUGGGAACAUUCCAUCCUGUGCCACAGCCCUGACCACACCCAAGGAGAGGAUAUCUUAGAUGCAGUCCAUGGGUUUCAGCUCUGCUGGAAUUUAUCAACCACUGUCACUGCCAUGGCUACAACUUACAGAGAUCCAACCACUGAAUAUACAAGAAGAAUGAGCUCCUCAAGUUACCAUGUGGGAGACAAAGAAAUCCCAACUACUGCAGGCAUAGCAGUUACUACUGAGGAACACUUUCCUGAACCAGACAAUGCCAUCUUCACUCAGCGGGUAAUUACAGGAACAAUGGCUUUAUUGUUUUCUUUCUUUUUUAUUAUUUUUAUAGUGUUCAUCUCCAGGAAGUGCUGCCCUCCCACUUUAAGAAGAAUUAGGCAGUGCUCAAUGAUUCAGAACCACAGGCAGCUCCGAUCCCAAACACGACUCCAUAUGUCAAACAUGUCAGACCAAGGACCAUAUAAUGAGUAUGAACCCACCCAUGAAGGACCCUUCAUCAUCAUUAAUGGUUACGGACAGUGCAAGUGUCAGCAGCUGCCAUACAAAGAAUGUGAAGUCUAACACCUGCCCGGCACCAGAACGCCCAGCAGAUAAGUCACCUCUGUUGCAUAGUAGGGGCUGCAUACAUAUCUAAUUU
Molecule: messenger RNA, 1627 nt
Organism: Lepus europaeus (European hare)
Lineage: Eukaryota; Metazoa; Chordata; Mammalia; Lagomorpha; Leporidae
Gene: LRRTM2
Product: leucine rich repeat transmembrane neuronal 2
Exons: 2
Coding region: 1-1551 (516 amino acids)
Cellular component (GO): extracellular matrix
Molecular function (GO): protein binding
Source: RefSeq, a predicted model, not a curated record